GGAGAAAAAAAACUGCCCAGACUCUUCGGAAAGUAGCUUGCUAGCCGAAGGACAGUGCGUGUGUCUGUCGGUGUUCGAGGUCUGACUUUGUCGUCUUUUAAACUGUGUUUUACGUUUAUCUUUUAUUUUAAGGCAAGUCAAACCACCACAGAUUCGUUUGUACACCUGCUUUUACGAGCGCAACCAGCAGUGGAAACGUUAGGCGUUUUUCCUCAGGCGGGAAUUGGUGAAUUGACCCUCGAAAUGGAUAUUAGCUAGCUAGCUUGUUCGCUAACUUCUGAAAAGCGACUCGCUAGCAUAAAAGGACCACAGCUUUCAGGUCUUCUUGUGCGGUCAAGUUAGUUCGUAUUAAGCUGUCAUUUGUAAAACUAUCCUUUGUUUUCUUACGUACCUACUUUAAAACUCUUUGGCUGACAUUGGCCUGGAGGAUAGAAAUUAACUUUAAGCAAGCCCACCAAGUAGAGAAGAGGUAAGAGGUGUCCCGUCUCCUUGUCUCCUCUCGUCAUUCACAAUGAUGUCGAACCCGCCGGUAUUUCCGAACCCACAACAGCAGCAGGCUCUACAACAACAGAACAUGCAGUUCCACGUCAAGCCCACCCUUCAGAUCAAGAAAAACGCUAUUACAGAUGACUACAAGGUCACAAGCUCAGUACUCGGACAGGGCAUUAAUGGCAGGGUGAUCGAAGUCUUCCAGAGGAAAACUGGAGAGAAAUUCGCACUAAAGAUGCUGCAGGACUGCACCAAAGCCAGGAGAGAGGUGGAGCUGCACUGGCGAGCCUCGCCGUGCUCGCACAUCGUCCGCAUCGUCGACGUCUACGAGAACCUCUACCAGGGGAAGAAGUGCCUGCUCAUCGUCAUGGAGUGUAUGGAUGGAGGAGAGCUGUUCAGUCGCAUUCAGGACCGCGGGGACCAGGCUUUCACAGAGAGAGAGGCUUCUGACAUCAUGAAGAGCAUUGGGGAGGCCAUUCAGUUCCUCCACGCAAUUAACAUCGCACACAGAGACGUAAAGCCCGAGAACCUUCUGUACACCUCCAAGCGGCCCAACGCCAUACUGAAGCUGACGGACUUCGGCUUUGCCAAAGAAACGACGACGCACAACUCCCUCGCCACGCCCUGCUACACUCCUUACUACGUCGCCCCGGAGGUCCUCGGCCCAGAGAAGUACGACAAGUCCUGUGACAUGUGGUCACUCGGGGUCAUCAUGUACAUCUUACUCUGUGGCUACCCCCCGUUCUACUCCAACCACGGGCUGGCCAUCUCCCCCGGUGAAGCGACGUAUUCGCAUGGCCAGUACGAGGUUCCCCAACCCCGAUGGUCAGACGUCUCGGAGGAAGCCAAAGGCCUCAUUAGAACCCUUCUGAAGACUGAGCCCACUGAGAGGAUGACAAUCACAGAGUUCAUGAAUCAUCCCUGGAUCAACCAGUCGAUGGAAGUGCCUCAGACUCCUCUCCACACCAGCAGAGUCCUGAAGGAGGAGCAGGACGCCUGGGAGGAGGUCAAGGAGGAGAUGACAAGUGCCUUGGCCACUAUGCGUGUGGACUACGACCAGAUUAAGAUCAAGACCAUCAAGGACUCCACAAACCCUCUGCUGAUGAAGAGGAGGAAGAAGAUCAACACCAGCCACCUGCACAGAGAAUACAGACCCCGACACACAGACCCCUGCGCUCUGAAGAACACACACACACACCCACCUACCUGCAGUCGGUCAGGCUGAAACACACACGCUCUAAAGAAGAGGACAUGCAUGCAUACACACACACACACACACACACGUAUACACACUUACCUUUAUUCUAUAGAAGAAGGAUAUGCGCGCACACACACACACACACACACACACACACACACACUAUGCAUAUGUACGUACAUGGAAAUCUUUUAAGAAAAGGAAGCAAUAACUCAACUAUAUCCUGGGAAAUAGACUGCAUGAGUUUUAUGAAAAUGCCAGGAUAUGAAGUUUUCCCCUACAAAUGUUUAUUUUUUUUUUCCUUUCUUUAUUUCUUUCUUUAUUUUUUCUUUAAAAAAAAAAAUGUAUUUCUUUUUAUGACUCCACUGUUCUAACUAAUCAGCCACUGUGGCAUUCUGGGAAUGCUUGAGGGUUCACGUCCUGCAUCCUGCUGAAUUCUGGGUAAGGCAAAGGAUCAGGAGCUAGGGAGAAACCCAUGCAGCAGACUUCAUUUGCUUUGUGUUUUUAGAGUCCGCUUUUCCACAUUUUAUCAAUUUCUUUGUUGUAAGGGUUGUUAGCCAGACCCAGACAGACAGACAGACAGACAGACAGACAGA
Molecule: messenger RNA, 2283 nt
Organism: Clupea harengus (Atlantic herring)
Lineage: Eukaryota; Metazoa; Chordata; Actinopteri; Clupeiformes; Clupeidae
Gene: mapkapk2a
Product: MAPK activated protein kinase 2a
Biological process (GO): protein phosphorylation
Molecular function (GO): protein kinase activity; ATP binding
Source: RefSeq, a predicted model, not a curated record